AUGUUGCUGUUGCUGAACUUUUUCUUACUAGUGACUUUCAGCAAGUAAGUUUUUCAGCAGAGAAUUUUUCUAACACUAUCUAGAAUUGUAGUGUUGCUGCAGUUCAACCAUCAUUUGGGAUAGAUCCGGUGAACAAAACAUUUUUGCUAGAUGGACAACCUUUUCAAUAUAUGGCAGGGGAAAUUCAUUAUUUCCGAAUUCCUCAUAAAAAAUGGGAUGAUCGGUUGAAAAGAGUUAGAUCUAUGGGAUUGAAUGCGAUCACAGUGCCGAUUCCUUGGAAUUUACAUCAAUUUGAAGAAGAUGAGUGAGUGAAUAGGACACCAAAAUUUUAAAAACACAAAUUACAGCGAGCCACAAUUCUCUGGAGAUAUGGAUCUUUCAAAAUUCAUAACUUUGGCACAAUCUAACAACCUCUAUGUUAUUCUAAGAAUCGGUAAACAUUCUCAUUUUCUCAAUUCAUUCCUCCCUCCACCAAUAUUAUUUCCAGGCCCCUUUAUUUCUGCUGAAUGGGAUAAUGGUGGUCUUCCUUGGUGGCUUCUUCGCAAAAAAACACUUCAAAAAUAUCGAUCAAAUGACACAGUUUUCAUUCAACAAGUCACUCAAUGGUGGGGACAUCUUUUGCCAAAAAUCUUUCCACAUAUGAGAAGAAAUAAUGGGCCAGUUAUUAUGGUUCAGGUAGAACAUUUAUAUGGGAGUCUUGGAAUUUGCGAUAAAGAUUAUCUGGAUCAAUUGGAAGCGUUGGCUAAACAUCAUCUUGGAAAUGAUGUGGUUUUAUUUACUAGUGAGUUUCGGAUUCUGAAAAAAAAAUUUUUUUUCUAUUUUCAAAAAUCUACUUUUAGCUGAUUACCCGGUAUUGCAAACCAUGGAUUGUGGAACUAGUAAAACAAUGUUUGCAACAGUUUCAAUCGAACCAGUUGAAAAUCCAGCGCAACUUGUUGCAUGGCAUAAUAUCCAACAAGCAUUUGCUCAAGGACCAUUUGUAGCUUCACAUUUUGUAAUCGGAAAGGCUAAACUAUGGGGAAUUAAUACAACGUUUCCAGCCACAGAUGAUGAAAUUGUGACAACUUCAAAAAUAGCCUAUAGUAUGAAUGGUAGUAUCAGUUAUUCAGUGAUUCAUGGAGGAACAAGUUUUGGUUUUUGGAGUGGAUCUGUUGGUCAAUAUCCGGUUGUAACUUCUCAUGAUAUGGGAGCACCGAUUAGUGAGAAUGGCGAUUUGACAACUCUUUUUAUGAAACUUCGAUUCUGGAUCAAUGGCUUGAGUGAUUGGGCAUAUCCACCAACGUCAAUUCCAAUAAAUAUCCCGUGAGUUGAAAUUUUUGAAUAUCUUUUUUUCAAAGUUGGAAAUGUUUCCAGAAAAACAAAAUAUCCAGACGUUGAAAUGAUGAUAUUCGAUAGUAUUCAAGGAUUCAUCCUUGGCAACGAUCCGGAAUGUUGGAUCAGCACUGAAACUCCAAGAACUGCAGAAUACAUUCGACACGGUUAUGGCUAUAUGUAUUACAAUGCAACAUUUCUAGACUGUGGAAAUUUGUAUAUCCCAAGUUUUGCCGAAGAUGCCUACAUUUACCUUAACAAAAACUUUAUUGGAACACUUUUCUCAAGAUUUGGAAACAUUCAUAAUAAUACAAUGCAAAUCACUGGAUGUUUAGAUCAACCAAAUUUGCUAGAAAUAAUGAUUGAUAUGGGUGGAAGAGAAAGCACAAUGUAUCCAAAUCCUUCAAGAGGAAUUAUGGGUGAUGUUUAUAUGAAUAAUGCGACUUUGCAAGGAUGGUACAGUUGUGAAGUUCCGAUUAUACCAUAUCAAUUGUCAAGAAUUGAAGAUGUUCAUAAAAUGAUUAGUUAUCCAAGGAAUCUCACAGCUAUUCGCGAAGGAGCUCUCAACCCAAAUGUAUAUAUCGGAAAUAUGCAUCUAAAAGUUCAACCAGUAGAUACUUAUAUUGAUACAACUGGCUGGGGUAAAGGUGUUAUUUCUAUAAAUCAAUAUACCAUCGGAAGAUAUUGGGGAUCAGUUGGACCACAGGUUAAUUAACUUUUUUCUAAUCAGAUUUCAAUACCAAAUUGGUGUUUUUCCAGAAAACGUUAUACAUUCCUGGCGAUUUCCUUGUCAAAGGCACAAAUUUGAUCAUGUUUUACGAAUUUGAAGGAGAAAGUGGAGCGUGUGGCACAGGCACUACUUGCAAUGCUAAAUUUUCAGAUACCCCAAUUUUCACAUGGUAG
Caenorhabditis angaria is the source of this 2214-nucleotide messenger RNA. The record is from the annotation of a GenBank genome assembly. NCBI's taxonomy places the organism in Eukaryota, Metazoa, Nematoda, Chromadorea, Rhabditida, Rhabditidae.